Molecule: messenger RNA, 1176 nt
Organism: Choloepus didactylus (southern two-toed sloth)
Lineage: Eukaryota; Metazoa; Chordata; Mammalia; Pilosa; Megalonychidae
Gene: PDHA2
Product: pyruvate dehydrogenase E1 subunit alpha 2
Exons: 1
Coding region: 1-1176 (391 amino acids)
Biological process (GO): pyruvate decarboxylation to acetyl-CoA
Cellular component (GO): intracellular membrane-bounded organelle
Molecular function (GO): pyruvate dehydrogenase (acetyl-transferring) activity
Source: RefSeq, a predicted model, not a curated record
AUGAAGAAAAUGCUCGCUGCUGCAGUCUCUCGUGUGUUGUCGAGGGCAUCCCAGAAGCCUGCUAGCAGAGUGCAGGUGGCAGCCUGUAACUAUUCAAAUGAUGCUACUUUUGAAAUCAAGAAAUGUGAUCUUCAUCGGUUAGAAGAAGGCCCUCCUAACACAACAGUGCUCACCAGGGAGGAAGGGCUCAAAUACUACAGGAUGAUGCAGACUGUUCGCCGAAUGGAAUUAAAAGCAGAUCAACUGUAUAAACAGAAAUUUAUUCGUGGAUUCUGUCACUUGUGUGAUGGUCAGGAAGCUUGUUGUGUGGGUCUUGAGGCAGGCAUAAACCCCACGGAUCACGUCAUCACAUCCUAUCGGGCUCACGGCUUAAGCUACACUCGUGGAGUUCCUGUCCGAGGAAUUCUUGCAGAGCUUACAGGAAGAAAAGGAGGUUGUGCUAAAGGAAAAGGAGGAUCAAUGCAUAUGUAUGGCAAGAACUUCUACGGGGGCAAUGGCAUUGUCGGAGCCCAGGUCCCCCUGGGAGCCGGUAUUGCUCUGGCCUGUAAGUAUAAGGGAAAAGAUGAGAUCUGUUUGACUUUAUAUGGCGAUGGUGCUGCUAACCAGGGUCAGCUAUUUGAAGCUUACAAUAUGGCAGCUUUGUGGAAAUUACCUUGUGUUUUCAUCUGUGAGAAUAACCGCUAUGGAAUGGGAACAUCUGCUGAGAGAGCAGCAGCCAACACUGAGUACUACAAGAGAAGCAGUUUUAUUCCUGGGCUGAGGGUAGAUGGAAUGGAUGUUCUAUGUGUCCGGGAGGCAGUAAAGUUUGCAGCUGCCUAUUGUAGAUCUGGAAAGGGGCCUAUACUGAUGGAGCUGCAGACUUAUCGCUAUCAUGGACACAGUAUGAGUGAUCCUGGAAUCAGUUAUCGUUCCCGAGAAGAAAUUCAGGAAGUAAGAAGUAAGAAUGACCCUAUUAAGCUUCUCAAAGACAGAAUAGUGAAUAGCAAGCUUGCCAGUGUUGAAGAAUUAAAGGAAAUUGAUGCGGAAGUGAGGAAAGAAAUUGAGGAUGCCACUCAGUUUGCUACAAGUGAUCCCGAACCACCUUUGGAAGAAUUAGGUCAUCAUAUCUACAGCAGUAAUACGCCUUUUGAAGUUCGUGGUGCAAAUCAGUGGAUCAAGUAUAAGUCGAUAAGUUAA